CAAACAAAACCUGAACUGAUUAACACAUAAAAGCGAUGACAGCGCCUCUCCCUGGGAAGGUUUCAAUUUGUUCUUGUAAACCUGACCUCUGUAUGCGCUGUCAUUUAUUUCAGCAGAAAUGCGCUAACUAGCUGAAUACCAUAGACAAGGUGCCGCGGCGAUUUCCUCAGACGCGAGCCCGGUUCCAUCUGCCGCGCGCCGGGCCGAGCGUGCGUGACUUUACUCAAUAAUGGAGCCCUUAGCCAUAGUCAACACCUUGUACAACAAAGUCCCAACAGACGUCAACGGCGGACCGGACGUGCCCGGGCCGGGCACAUCCUGCGUAGCCCAACCCCACCCCGAGCCUGUGCACCUGGAUGAGGCCGACGCGGCCUGGCAGCCCUAUGAAUGCGCAUACACGGAGACAGUGGUGCCCCUGGCCAGGUCCAUGCCCCACAAGUUCUACAAGUGGCGCUGGAUGGCGCUCAACCCCUUCCACCGCCGCAUUGGCGUGUUACCGCUGGUCGGGCCCGUCACGUGGGGCGAGCUCAUCGUGCUGCUGGCGGCGCUGGCCGUGGCGGCUGGCUGGGCGGCGGGGCAGUGGGGAGACGUUGGCGCGGGCAACGUGGCGGUGACGUUCCUCAUCAUCGCCUAUGUGCUGGCCACCCGCAACAAUGCCGUCACCUUCUUGCUGGGGCUGUCGCAUGAGCGGGCCAUCGCCUGGCACGGCCUGGCGGCGGCGGCGGCGGUGGGGCUGGCGCUGUACCACGGACUCAUUGAGGAGUAUGUGGACCCGGGCAAGCGCGGCAAGGAGCGCGCGGAGCACAAAUUCUACUUUGUCACUGGCUGGAUCGGCUUUGGGCUGAUGGCGGCGCUGGUGGGGACCUCGGCCAGCCGCGUCCUGCGGCAGUACCUUUGGAACACGUGGCAGGUGCUGCACUGGGCCUUCCUGCUCGCCGUUGUGUUUGUGGUGACCCUGCACAGCGCCACCACUGUGCUCUUCGGAGCGGCGGCCUGGGCCCUGGACCUGCUGCUGCGCUGGUGGUACCAGGCAGGUCUUCGGAACCCGCACAUGGUGGAGAUUGUGGCGCUGCCGGCGGAUGUGGUGCGCGUGUCGUGGGACCCGUCUAAGUUUGACUACGCAGGCGGGCAGUACGUCUUCCUGAACAUCCCUGCCAUAUCCUGGGCGGAGUUCCACCCCUUCAGCCUGAGCAGCGCCCCGGGGCACACCCAGGUGCACCUGCACGUGCGCGUGCUGGGCGACUGGACGCGGCGCCUGCACACCCUUGCCAGCAAGGACGUGACUCCCGGCCAACCCAAAAUGGUCAAGGCCUUCAUCGAAGGCCCGUUCGGCUCUCCCUCCAUUGAUUUGUACGGUGAGCGCUUUAAGGCCUUCCUGCUGAUCAGCGGCGGCAUUGGCGUGACGCCCGUGCAGUCGUUCUUCAACCACCUCAUGGCGCAGCGCACGCGCGGCCGGCCCGUGCGCCUGGCGCACCUGGUGUGGAGCGUGCGCGACAGGGCGCUCAUGUCCAACGUGUUAGGGUUUGAUGACGUUUAUGCCGCCAAGCGGUUACCCGCCAGCCUGCCGCUGUCCUUCCAGCCCGACCUCAUCUCGCCCAACCUCUACCAAGAAGGCGCCUGCCUCGCGGCAGAGCCGGCGCCCUACGCGCCGCCCACACCUUCUUCCGCAACCUCAGCUGCUGCCGCGGCCGUUGGCGGCGGUGCGCUCGCGCCGAUGGCCAAGGUGGCCUCGACGUCCGCAUUGGCAGAUUUGGAGCGGGCAGACGCCGUGCUGGGGCACGGCGUGGCGGGACCGGCGGGAAGUGACGACUUCAUAGCAACGGAGUUCUAUCUAACACAGGCCCGGGACAACGACCGCACAAAGGCCAACAUCAGGCCGGAGCUGCAGCCGGCGCUGCGCCUGGGCCGCCCCGACCUGCCGCAGCUGUUCAUGGACACGGCGCGGCGGGCGGAGAGCCUGCGGGAGCGGGAGGUGGCAGUGUUCGUGUGCGGGCCGCAUCAAAUGGUCCGUGAGGCGCAGGCGCUGGCGGCCGCCAUCUCUAAGCCGCGCGGCGGCGUUGUGUUCCACGUACACGCAGAGGUGUUUGAGUUUUAGUGGAAGGAACUGCUGGAGAAGGCUUCGAUCUUAUUUAUAUUAUUUUCGGGCUGAGCGAUCAAGGGAGCCGAAGCACCCUAGGAUUGCCCCUGUCCGUGCGUGCGUGCGUGCGUGAGUGCACCUGCAAAUAGCACAAAAAAAAUAGUAUAAUGCGGUUCUAGGACAGCUCCGACUAACCCCCAACUAACUCGUGUACGGCACCCCCAUCCCCCUCAGCCGUACAGGAGUUGAUUUGGGAGUCGGCAGCUGCGCGAGUGUGAGCAGGUAGUUGUACGGCGGCCCGGCUCGGAAGCGUAGUGACGCACACGGGCAGUUGGCGGUAGUCGGCAGGCGCGCGAGUGGGAGGUGGCCGUUGAGCGCGCACGCGUGUGGGAAGCUGCGGCAGAGCACGGUGGAGCACGGCGGAAGCUGGCGGUUGGCGCGGUGUGCGAGUGGGAAUGCACACUCGCGCGCGCGCCGUUUGGGAAGGUGCAUGUGUGAGUUUGCAUGUAAACUCAGAGAGAC
Chlamydomonas reinhardtii is the source of this 2599-nucleotide messenger RNA. RefSeq lists its product as uncharacterized. Lineage: Eukaryota; Viridiplantae; Chlorophyta; Chlorophyceae; Chlamydomonadales; Chlamydomonadaceae. The record is from RefSeq and is a predicted model, not a curated record. Gene Ontology annotation, cellular component: plasma membrane. The coding region runs from base 428 to 2095 and encodes 555 amino acids. Gene Ontology annotation, molecular function: oxidoreductase activity. The transcript is spliced from 12 exons.